This is a messenger RNA of Polistes dominula (European paper wasp), 1440 nucleotides long. RefSeq lists its product as uncharacterized. Gene Ontology annotation, molecular function: fatty-acyl-CoA binding. NCBI's taxonomy places the organism in Eukaryota, Metazoa, Arthropoda, Insecta, Hymenoptera, Vespidae. Gene Ontology annotation, biological process: fatty acid metabolic process. The record is from RefSeq and is a predicted model, not a curated record. Gene Ontology annotation, cellular component: cytoplasm.
AGACUUGCACGAUCACCGAACGAUCGUCAAUAUCCAAUCGGUAAUCUGUCACUCGUAGACGAUAAGCUCAUGUAAAGUUUUCAGCAAUUAUUCUUCUCCGUAUGUCGAUUUGAGAAACGUUGGAAUAUUACAAGUGAAGCAUACUUUCGGAAGCCUUAACAAAGUUAUUAACAUGACGACGGAAGAGAAGUUUAACGCGGCUGUGAACGUAAUUAGAAGCUUACCAAAAAACGGAGCUUACCAACCUAGCAAUGAAAUUAUGCUGCGUUUUUAUUCUUAUUACAAACAAGCUACAGAAGGACCAUGCCAACAACCAAAACCAGGUUUUUGGGAAGUUAUAAAAAAAGCAAAAUGGGAUGCUUGGCAACGUUUAGGCAAUAUGAGUCGAACAGAAGCUAUGAACAAUUAUGUUGAAGAAUUAAAAAAAAUAGUUGAAACAAUGUCAUAUACUGACAAUGUAGCAACUUUUGUGGGUAGUUUGGAUUCAUUUUAUGAGAGUGUACCUGUUGAAGAUUUAGAAUUGCUCGUUGGACCAGUUUUAGAACGUAUGCGCACACAACCAGAUUCGCCAUUGUCUGGUUCUCCUUUAGUAUCUAGAGAAACAUCACCGCACAGAGUUUGCAAUACAUCAAGACAUAUAACAAGUAGCUUAGAAACAAGUCCAGCUAGUAGUCACAGUGCAAGUCCUUUACCACCUGAUACAGAUGGUGAAGAAGAAGAAUUUAUUGAUACAGUUGAAUCUGCUCCAGAUCGAACACCAAAAGAUGCCAUUAAAUCUUCUGCAAGUGUUCAAAAAACAAGUAUUACAUUUAGUGCUUCAGAUGAUAAUGUAAACAAGCAGCAAAGCACUGCAAAAGAAAAUCCAUUAGAAUUACUUAAUGGUCAUGCUAAGAUAAAUGAUCUUACUGAAAUAAACGUAGAUACAAAACAAGAAAGAGGUCGAUCAAAAGUAAAAAAAGAUGAUAAAAUAAAUGCUGAAUUUUUUAACCAAAUAGCAUCAACAAUGCAAAAUUUACAAAGAGAUCUUGAUCGAAUAACCGCACGAGUUCGUAGUUUGGAAGGCCAAGCACUUCAAGCCUUGUCACCUCUAAGAGAACGAAAUAACGAUCGAUUGUACCCAAAAUGGUGGCCUUUUCCAGAAUGUUCACCGCGAUUGUUCACUUUACUUAUUAUAUGGCCAUUUGUAGCUCAAAUUCUUGUCUCUCUUACACAACGAUAUCGUCAACGGAGACUGUGAUUUUCCAAUACAAAUAUUAUUAUUAAUCUAAAUAUUAUAUUUAUAAUUAGAGUACAUUAAAUAUACAGAGAUUUUAGUCGUUUAAAUAUAUAUACGACAUAUUCUAAAAAUCUUAACUCUAAUGAAGAAUUUGUUCAUGUGAAUAUAUUUUUUACGAUAUUUGAUCGAAUUGUAGAUUUAAUGAAAUUAAAAAGAAUUUUAAG